This is a messenger RNA of Sarcophilus harrisii (Tasmanian devil), 1635 nucleotides long. RefSeq names its product centromere protein X (gene CENPX). The transcript is spliced from 5 exons. Lineage: Eukaryota; Metazoa; Chordata; Mammalia; Dasyuromorphia; Dasyuridae. The record is from RefSeq and is a predicted model, not a curated record. Gene Ontology annotation, biological process: resolution of meiotic recombination intermediates; DNA repair; replication fork processing. Gene Ontology annotation, cellular component: FANCM-MHF complex; Fanconi anaemia nuclear complex. The coding region runs from base 429 to 737 and encodes 102 amino acids. Gene Ontology annotation, molecular function: protein heterodimerization activity.
UGCAAGUGUUCCCCAGAGACUGCGGAGCAAAAACGGGACGGAGGCCGCCUGGAGCGAGGAAGGCCGCGGGGACGCGCCCCACCCCGCUGUGGGCUGCCCUGAUUAACACUGUCCUGUCACCUGCACAUCCAAUGCAAACCCCUCCGGCUUCCGAGCCCUUCCCUGGGGCUUCCGAGCCUUUCCCUGGGGCUUCCGAGCCCUGACGCCCCUGCGAGCUCUCUGCCCAGCCCCAGGGGCCGGCUCUCGCGUCCUCGCCCCGGACACGCCAUCUCCCGACUCGGAGCCGUUUCCACCGGCUGUUCCGCAGGCCUGGGAUGCUCCCCCGCCUCUCCUCCGGACCCUGGCUCCCUGCAGGGCCUGGCUAAGUCUCACCUGCCAAGGGAGCCAGCCCUGUCCCGCGUGUUUUUGGUGGCUUCCUUCCGUUGGUUAUGCUGUUUAGAAUCGGUUUGUACAAAAAAAAAAAAAACCCAGAAUUAGUCAAAACAGAAACUUGGUUACCCGGGUGGAUUCAAGAAGCAAUGUACAGGGAGCUGGUAAACAAGUUGCUGUACUUACACUUUAAAGAUGACAGAUGCAAAGUCAGUGGAGAUGCUCUGCAGCUCAUGGUGGAAAUGCUGAAGAUCUUUGUCCAAGAAGCUGCAGCUCGUGCAAUAAGACAAGCCCAGGCUGAAGACCAGGAAAAAGUUGACAUUGAACAGUUUGAGAAAGUGUUGCCACAGCUGCUUCUUGAUUUUUAGAAACAGCAGCAUUGGAGAAGAUGGAGAUUAUCGGAUCAAGCUGAGCUUACCCGUAAACCUUCUCCAGUCAUCUAUUUGCUUUUGAUCGUUAUAAGACAGGGAAUCAACCUUAUACCAACAUUUUGGCUGUGUCUUAUUUCAAUAAGAAAUUCUAAGUGGCCAGAUUCUGUUUACUUCCUGACAUGACUGAAUCAAAUCAAAAGAAAAUUUCUAUAGCUACUGCCUGCCUGAGAAUUUCUACCACAAUCGCUUAGCAUCAGGAUGGGUCCCUUUUUUUCCCCUCUGCCAGGGUUGGAAAAUAAGGAAGCUUAUAUGGUAUCUUCCUUGAAAUAGCACAUGGUGGGGGCGGGGUGAAGGAGGAGGAAAAAAGGAUAGUGGAUGAGGUACUGGGACCAAGGAAAGAACUAAGAGGGGGCAGGCCAGGUCACGUUGGAACAAAAUGAGGUGCUCUAGUUCCUUGGACUUGGGUUUCCUGCCCCAGGGGCUACUCAUUUAAAGAUCAAGGUGCUGGUGCAGCCAUCUAUUCUUAGCUCCCUGGAAAACAAAAGCUGUAUGUCCAUGGGACUGAGGCGUCACCAAACCCCUGCCUCAUCUCCAGUGCCAGCCCCAUAACUUCAGCAGAGUCCCCCCAGUUAUUCCCCUCCCCCCCCCCAUGGCCCCAAGAUGAGUUCCCCAAGACCUCCACUGAGCAUCAAGCUCACAGCCAGGUACCUGAUCUUUAGUUUAUACACAAACAGAGCUUGGUGCUUGCCUUCUCCCAACAUUCUUGCUGCCAUCUGACAUCAAAGCUAGUUUGUAACCUUUUAACCAUUUGAUAUUCCCCUCAGAAGCUGCUUCCCUGAGCUAUAAAUUUGUUCUCACAAAGCAACAUCAAUAAAUCAAAACUGUCUCCCUCCCU